Vigna angularis (adzuki bean) is the source of this 1320-nucleotide messenger RNA. RefSeq lists its product as uncharacterized. The transcript is spliced from 3 exons. The record is from RefSeq and is a predicted model, not a curated record. The coding region runs from base 1 to 1320 and encodes 439 amino acids. Lineage: Eukaryota; Viridiplantae; Streptophyta; Magnoliopsida; Fabales; Fabaceae.
AUGAACGAGGAUAUUGAGAUUGUUUUCCACCAUAGAGGAAAGUUCGUAAAUGAUGGGACCCUGAAAUAUGAAGGUGAAACUUCUACUUUGUCGUUUGACCCAGAUAUGUGGAGUUACUUUCUAGUUGUUAGUGUAGUCAAAGGUUUGGGAUAUGUUGGCUUUAAAUAUUUGUGGUACUCUAUAGGAGAGGGUUCAGUGUUGGAAGACGGGUUAGAGCCUUUGAUUGAUGACACUAGUGGCAUACAUAUGGUUAACUUAGCUAGGCUUAAUGGUCAAGUUCAUGUAUUCGUGGUACAUGUUGUUUCUGAACCCCAAGUCAUACACAUGUUGGAAUAUAUUAAUGAUGAUGAAGGAGAAGUGGAACCUGUGUUGCAUGAGUCCAAUAGGUGUGUAGAAAAUCGAACUCAUUUUGAUGGUGAAGUUGAAGGUGAAGGUGACGUAGAGCAAGAGGUACAUGAAUGUGAAGGAGUUGUGGAGGAGGAAGUUGAUGUUUGUAGUUGGAGUUCCUCUAGUGACCAUGGUAGUCUAGAUGGAAACUGUCAGUGGUUGGAAGGGCUAGCUGAUGUCAGUGUUGAUUGUGAUAUAGAUGGUCAUAUAGAUGUAGAAUGGUCUAGUAAUGUGGAAGUAGAAGUCCAAAGUCUAUCACAUCAAUUUAGUGGACCAUGUUCCAGUGAGGCGUCACACAACAACUUUGAUGAUAAUGAGAGAGGUUUGUCAGAUGAUGAGUGGCAAUUUAAGGAAUUAAUUAGUGGAUCAGAUAAGGAUGAAGAGGUUAAUGAUAAUGAGGGUUAUGGUUUGCAACCUUUUUUAUGCCAAAAACUGAGAACUAUUGUAGACAAGCAUAUCUGCAACAGGGAGUUCAACCUGAAGUUACUUGAUGCCAAGUGGUUGAGCAAGAAGUUAGAGAAAACAGUGAGAGAAAAUCUAAAAGUCAAAGAUGUAGAUAUUCGUGAAAAUAUUCAAAGAAAAUGGAACAUUGGUAUAUCUAGGUGUAUGGCUUAUAGGGUCAAAGUUAUUGCUUCAGCUCAGUAUAAAAGGAUAUAUGAUUAUGCCCAUGAGUUGCUGGCAAGAAAUCCAAGAUCAACAGUGAAAGUACAAGUUGAGGAUAAUGAGGGUGAAGUAUUUUUCAAGAGAUUUUACGCAUGUCUUAAGGCAUGCAAAAACAAAUUUGUGUCUUGUAGGCUUAUAAUUAGAUUAGACGGAGCCUUCUUGAAAGGGAAGUAUGGUAGGGAGUUGUUAACGGUUGUUGGGCGAGAUGCCAAUGACCAAAGAUUUCCUAUUGCAUAUGUUGUGGUUGAAGUGGAAAACAAGGAUUCAUGA